Messenger RNA from Penicillium argentinense, 918 nucleotides. RefSeq lists its product as uncharacterized. Gene Ontology annotation, molecular function: aldose reductase (NADPH) activity. The transcript has 4 exons. The record is from RefSeq and is a predicted model, not a curated record. The coding region runs from base 1 to 918 and encodes 305 amino acids. Gene Ontology annotation, cellular component: cytosol. NCBI's taxonomy places the organism in Eukaryota, Fungi, Ascomycota, Eurotiomycetes, Eurotiales, Aspergillaceae.
AUGUCAGACCACAAGUUCACCACUCAUACAUUUCACCUGAACAAUGGCUGCGCCAUCCCCGCCAUUGGGCUUGGUACGUGGCAGUCGAAGGAAAAUGCUACUCGUGAAGCAGUGAAGUACGCUCUGCAGAAUGGAUAUCGACACGUCGACACAGCUUUGAACUAUGGCAAUGAGCAAGAGGUUGGCGAGGGCAUCCGCGCAUCAGGUGUCCCGCGGGAACAGAUCUGGGUCACAUCCAAGCUGGAUAACCACUGGCAUCACCGCGUGCGAGAGGGGCUUGAAAAAUCACUGGAAAAUCUCGGCCUUGAGUAUAUCGAUCUGUUUUUGAUACACUUCCCAUGCUCGACGGAUCCAGAAGACAGAUCAAAGCAUCUUCCAGACUGGAACUUCGUUGACACAUGGCGCGAGAUGCAGAAGCUCUUGGAUACGGGGAAAGUCCGGACCAUCGGUGUCUCGAACUUCCAGAUGUCUCACUUAGAGACGCUUCUCAACGAUCCAUCCUGCAAGGUUGUUCCUGCCGUCAACCAGAUUGAGCUGCAUCCCCAUAAUCCAUCGCCGAAACUACUAGAAUACUGCAAGUCCAAAGGGAUACAUUGCACCGCGUACUCAUGUCUCGGUGGAAACACCGCAUCACCUAUCAACGCGCAUACGGACCUGAUUGAUGACCCCACGGUGUUGAAGAUAUCGAAAGCGAAAGCCAAGGCACCGGCUCAGAUUCUUGUGAUGUGGGGGCUUCAGCGUGGGACCAGUAUGAUUCCAAAGAGCGUGACGCCGGAUCGAAUCAGUUCUAACUUUCUGAUGGAUGGUUGGUGUCUCUCCAAUGGGGAUAUCCUGGCGCUAGAUGGGAUUCAGACUCGGGCGAAAGUGGUUGGCGACGCAUGGAUGCCAAUUCGCGUCUUUCUGGGCGAUGAUAUAUAG